GGCUCAGUGGUUGCUCGGGGAUCGCGUUUCGAGGCCCCCUGACCAUGGCAGUCGAUUUCAUGGCUGAUGAUGACGAUGGAGAUUGGAAGAUUUGUUGGGACUUCGAACGAAACGACUGGGGUAGUGGCUGGAAAUCCUCCAGCUCUUGGGCUCCAGGCCCAGCCACUUGGCAGGCGCCACGCCCGCGGCCAGUCAUGGGCGGAGGUGAUGGUCCCUUUGCCGGCGAUGCUGGAGCGCCAAUGCCUGCUGUGACCCCAUGGUGGGACCGUUCUGGAUAUGCGCCGCAAGCAGAGUCCUCAUUGGUCACUGGACUUCAGGCAUCGAAAGCUGUCGGCGAGGGUCCCUACAUGGGCGAUGGUACCUGGCAUUUGGGAUCCCCUCGACCGUUGCGAGUGGUGAGGAUCCCUCAUCGCGAGGGCUUCGCCAUCCCUCCGCCACCACCGCACCCCAGUGGGCCUUCGAACCCGGCCGCGCCUGCGUUCGUGCCGGCCGCGGCAUCUGUGGUGGAGACAGAGGAACAGCCGCAGAAGAGCGAAGCAAGUGGGGUUGGGAAGAAACCCAAGAGGAGGAAGGAGCGUCGAGAUCGCCGGGGCUCCGAUGGCGGCCGCGAGGAUGACAUCUCCUCGGCGAUCGACGGCUUGCUGAGCCUACCGAAUGCCAACUUGCAGAAGGCGGACUUCGACAGCGGCGUGCGGCGGUAUUUGGGCGCCCUGCGGGGUUGUCCGAAUGGCCCGCAAAAAGUGAAGGAUGCAAUGGCCAUGCUUCACACCUACACCUCCCAGAAGUCCCGCUCGGCGGUGAAGAAUUGGCCGGCCUAUUUGCUCACCUUGCUGAAGCGUUUCGAGCCUGGGGCGCUGAACGCCCGAAGGUACUUCGAGGGCAAAGGUGGCCCUAGAAGAGAGGACGCAGAGGGCAAGGGUGAGCAGGAUGGAGAAGAGGAGGGCCCGCAGCCUUUGCCUGAGGAGGCCAAAGCUCCGGAAGCUGCAGCAGAGGAAGCGGCAGCGGUGCCUACGGCAGAGGCUUCGAGGAGCCCCGCUGAGCCAGCCUCGCGACCAUUGAGGAAGCCCUUGGAGGAGCCAGUCUUCGAAAGGCCUCGAUGGCCGGAAGAAGAGGAAGAUUUGCCCGCCGAUGCGCUGGUCGACAGUUGACCCAAGGAGUUGCGAAGCCUGCAUCACUUUGGAUGCAUUGAAUUGAUUCGACGAGUUGCUCAAUAUGGUUCCUCGUUACUGCGUAGAAGACCUCGAGACCUUAGAAGCGUCAGCUAAAGCGCUCUAGGGCAGUAGGAAUACUCUCAGACGGCUUGUGGGUGGGCGGGAUGAACUGCAAGAAGGUCAUCGUCAG
Molecule: messenger RNA, 1341 nt
Organism: Durusdinium trenchii
Lineage: Eukaryota; Dinophyceae; Suessiales; Symbiodiniaceae
Source: the annotation of a GenBank genome assembly